AAGGCGGGGUGCUGAAAUGACAUUCGGCCCCCACCAACCAAAGCAUAUUUUCCGAAGCCCCGUUGAUUAGGAGCAAUAAAGCGUUCUUGACAUCCGUCCAGGAAGACGGAAGCAUUUAUUUGCCAGAUAGGUGUCUGAACACCUUGCGGGAAAAUGGCGGCGGGUAACGUCAACCCGUUUAACGUGAGUGAUUCGGAGGAGGAAGCGGAGCAGAGGCAGGAUGGCGCUGACACCGAUCGCAGCCCGAGUAAUGAAGCGCAAGGCCACAGUCUCGGUCCCUUCUCCCCGCCAGCGUACUCCGAGCCUCCCGCUCUGCUGUCCAGUAACAGAACAAGCCCGAGUGUGGAUGGUAUUCCCGCAUCGGCCGUUGCGGUGGCCGGUAUCGGAGGCACAGAGACGAAGGUGUCGUUGGAUGCGAUCGCCGCGCAGCUGCUUCGGGAUCAGUACAUCCUCACGGCCCUGGAGCUGCACACCGAGCUCCUGGAAGCCGGACGGGAGCUGCCUCGCCUGCGGGAUUACUUCUCCAAUCCAGGCAACUUCGAGAGGCAGAGCGGAACUCCACCCGCAUGCAAAGAGCAAGGCGGUCCUGGAGGUCCACUUAAUCGAGCUGGCAGCAUCAGUACCUUGGACUCCCUGGAUUUUGCACGGUAUUCAGAUGAUGGCAACAGAGAGUCGGACGAAAGGGUGGCAGUUCUGGAGUUUGAACUACGGAAAGCCAAGGAGACUAUUCAGGCUCUUCGUGCCAACUUGACACAGGCUGCAGAAUGUGAGAUUCCCUCUCAAGAGAGAAAAAACUACAAAUCCAGUCCUGAAAUUCAGGAACCUAUCCGUCCUCUAGAAAAGAGAGCCUUAAAUUUUUUAGUAAAUGAAUAUUUGUUGAAAAAUGAAUACAAGUUAACAUCCAUCACAUUCUCAGAUGAAAAUGAUGAUCAGGCUCUUUCUCUGCAGGAUUUUGAGUUGUGGGAUGAUGUGGGUCUAAACAUUCCCAAACCUCCAGACCUGCUGCAACUCUACAGGAACUGUGGAAGCAGCCUGCCUUUGCAACGGGAUACAGUGGACGUGGCGGUUGGUGUGGAUCCAAAUGACUUACCAGGAGAGUACUUUAUCCAGGAACCAUUGCAGCAAACUGAGAUCAUACAGAAGCAGCAACAACAGGAAGUGGUUCAGGAGUUGGAGUAUCAGAUCAGUCUGCUGAAUAGUGAAAAACAAAGUCUGGCUGAACAGAUAAAGAAGCUCCAGAGUGAAAUCCAGGCUCUUCAAAGGAAUGUCUCCUCACCCACAACCAUAGAGAAGUCUGCUCAGUCUAAAGAAUACCCUCCAUGUGAUAAGACUCCUCUAGACAAUGGACAGUAUUUGGACAUUCGGGGGGUCACAGAGACAGACUGCACUUCAGACACUACAAAGACCUCAACCACUACAACUACUACUGACUGCACUGAAAGCACCACUACUGCAAAGCAACCUCACAGCAAAGGAAAGUCUCUGAGUCAGCAGAGUAAAACCUCUGUGAAGUUUGACCAGCCCAACAGAACUCUGUCUUCAGCCUUCCACCAAGCACUUUUGUCCUUCUGUCGAAUGUCUGCUGACAGUAGACUGGGCUCAGAGGUGUCUCGAAUCGCUGAGAGUGAGCAGAGCGUUAUGCUCAUGCUGGGUCGCUGCCUGCCGCACAUCGUACCCAACGUCCUACUAGCUAAACGAGAGGAGCUGAUACCUCUCAUCCUGUGUACUGCCUGCCUGCAUCCUGAACCCAAAGAAAGAGACCAGCUUUUGCACAUCCUCUUUAAUCUUAUCAAGAGACCUGACGAUGAGCAGAGGCAGAUGAUUCUGACCGGGUGUGUGGCUUUCGCUCGCCAUGUCGGUCCCACUCGGGUUGAAGCCGAACUCCUACCGCAGUGCUGGGAACAGAUUAACCACAAGUAUCCAGAGAGAAGACUUCUGGUGGCAGAGGCGUGUGGAGCCCUGGCCCCUUAUUUACCUAAGGAGAUCCGAAGCUCCCUGGUUCUGUCCAUGCUCCAGCAGAUGUUGGCAGAUGAUAAAGCCGACAUGGUGCGAGAAGCUGUGGUGAAAAGUUUAGGCUUUAUCAUGUGCUACAUAGAUGACCCAGACAAGUACUCCCAGGGGUUUGAGCUGAUGCUGUUGUCUCUGGGCGACCCAUCGGAGAGGGUGGUCAGUGCCACCCACCAGGUGUUUAUUCCUGCCUUCGCUGCCUGGUGCACAGAACUGGGCAACCUACAGUCCCAACUCAUUCCCUCCCUCCUCACACGCAUUGAAAAAUUACUUAAGCAGGGUGAAUAUGGUCUAGAUGAACACAAGCUGCAUAUGUAUCUGUCAGCGCUUCAGUCUCUCAUCCCGUCUCUGUUUGCGGUGCUGCUUCAAAAUGCUCCCUUCACCAGCCGGGCCAAACUACAGUGUGACAUACCUCCUAUUGAGGUGACCCGGUUCCCGCGACCAGCCUCUCCGUUGCAGGACGUUGCCACCAUCGUGGGCAGCCGAGAGCAGUUGGCAAUUCUGUUGCAGUUAUAUGAUCAUCAGAUCCAGCAUGAAGGAACUACAGGAUGGGACAGUUUGCUCUGGGUGGUCAACCAAUUUUUACCGCAGCUAAUAGAGAUUGUAGGACGCAUUAACGUCACCUCAUCCACCUGUGUGCACGAAUUCUCCAGAUACUUCUGGAGAUUUUGUCGGACAUUUGGGAAAAUCUUUACCAACACCAAGGUAAAACCUCAAUUCCAAGAAAUCCUGCGGCUAUCUGAGGAGAAUGUUGAUGCCACAGCAGGAAACGGCAUCCUCACCAAGGCUACAGUGCCAAUCUAUGCUACUGGAGUCCUGACGUGUUACAGUCAGGAUGAAGAUCGUAAACUCUUGGUGGGCUUUCUAGAGGAUGUCAUGACCACACUAUCUCUCUCCCAUGCUCCCCUAGACAGUCUGAAGGCUUCAUUUGUUGAGUUGGGAGCAAACCCAGUAUAUCAUGAGCUGCUGCUGACAGUGCUUUGGUAUGGAGUUGUCCAUACAUCUGCACUAGUACGUUGCACUGCUGCGCACAUGUUCGAGCUGUUGGUGAAGGGGGUGAAUGAAACGCUAGUAGCUCAGAGAGUUGUUCCAGCACUUAUCACUCUCUCCAGUGAUCCUGAAAUUUCAGUGAGGAUAUCCACAAUACCUGCAUUUGGAACAAUUAUGGAAACCGUAACACAAAAAGAGCUGCUGGAAAGAGUGAAAAUGCAGCUGGCCUCUUUUCUGGAAGACCCUCAGUAUCAGGACCAGCAUUCUUUGCAUAUGGAAAUUAUCAAAACAUUUGGAAGGGUAGGACCCAAUGCUGAGCCCCGCUUCAGAGAUGAAUUUGUUCUUCCUCAUUUGCACAAACUGGCUCUUUGCAACAACCAGCAGACUGUGGAGAGUAAGAGAAUUGACAUCGCCACUCAACUGUUUGAGGCUUACAGCGCCUUAUCCUGCUGUUUUAUUUCUGAAGAACUCAUGGUGCAUCAUUUCCUCCCUGGACUGAGAUGUUUGAGGACGGACAUGGAGCAGCUCUCUCCAGAGCAUGAGGUUAUUCUCAGUUCCAUGAUAAAGGAGUGUGAAAUAAAGAUAGAGAACAAAGCCAUUGGAGAGGCACAAGGGUCCAUUUCUAUUGCAGCCAGUCUGGUGGGUGAGGAUGCAAAAACCAAGUUUCUAAGUAAGAUGGGUCAGCUGACAACCUCAGGUGCUAUGCUGGCUAAUGUUUUCCAGAGAAAGAAAUGAGAGCUGCUUGGGGUGUUUCCCAUGAUCCUCUGUUGUCUGGGAUUUCAGACUACUUGAAGUCAAUUAUCUGCCUUUGUUUUAUUCAUCUUUGAUUUGAUAGGCUUUAUUUUUUAACAUAUUUAUGUCUUAAUAAUUAUUAAAGCCUCCAAAUAAAUUUGCACUCAUGUUUGUUUUCCUUUUUCUUUUUUUUUUUUUUUUUUUUACAUUUUAUUUCAGAGGCGUAUUUACAUCACUACACUUUUUUUCUUUUGAAAAAUUUAAACUUUAUGAAAUCAAAACUAUGAUUCCUUCCUUGUCUCGUUAUCUUUUAUGUGUUAUUGUGUCUGGAGAAUAUUUUCUAUAAGUGUGUAAAAUUAUCUGUGAUUUGUUUCUCUUGUUUUGGAUAUACUCCAACCGUAAAUAACUGUAAAAUACAGUGACUUAAGAAAACAGUACCUAACAUUAUGUAUAUUUGAAAUUCGUGUCAUAAGAUAAUAAAAAGCAAA
Molecule: messenger RNA, 4217 nt
Organism: Xyrauchen texanus (razorback sucker)
Lineage: Eukaryota; Metazoa; Chordata; Actinopteri; Cypriniformes; Catostomidae
Gene: relch
Product: RAB11 binding and LisH domain, coiled-coil and HEAT repeat containing
Exons: 29
Coding region: 154-3732 (1192 amino acids)
Biological process (GO): intracellular cholesterol transport
Cellular component (GO): trans-Golgi network; recycling endosome
Molecular function (GO): protein binding
Source: RefSeq, a predicted model, not a curated record